Dimorphilus gyrociliatus is the source of this 2294-nucleotide messenger RNA. Lineage: Eukaryota; Metazoa; Annelida; Polychaeta; Dinophilidae. The record is from the annotation of a GenBank genome assembly.
UAAAUGAUAACCGGAACUUCCUGUAUGCAUGAAUGUUUUGUUGAAAGGAAACACGUAGAUUUAUUUUUCCUGUCUCUCUCAGCCCUAAUAUUUAACAACAUAUUAUUUCUCAGUGUUCAAUCAAUUUAUAUUUAAGCAAAAGAAAAUUUCUUCAUUAAAUUUGCUAUUAUAAGGUGAAACAUUUGCUAAAUAACAUUGUUGACAAACGAAAAAUAGAACUAUACGAAAUGUCGUGGCUUAAGGAGUUCGCAGCCAAAACAGAACAUCUAUUAAAUAAUCUUGAUCAGGCAGCAGGGCAAAUGAUAACAACAACGGGAUCACCAACUCAACAAGUUGGGGAGGAAAAUACUAAUCAAUCAUUCCAUGAAUCGACUACAGUUUCUUCAAAUAUUAUCCAAGAGAGAUCGGCACCAAUGCCAACUUCAGUUAGUGUUCCUGCUAAUAUGAAUAAAAUGAAUGGUAGAAGCUCUUCCCCAUACUUAAACCAAAUGAGCAGAUCGUCAUACGCAUCAUCUCAAAGUAAUGGAUCAUCCAAAAGAAAAGAUAAAGAUGAGGAGCUAUUCGAAUUUCUCAAUUCUGGCGAUGAUAAAAAAACAAAACAUUCGAGGCAAUCUAGCUGUUCAUCGACAACUAGCGCUUUAUCUAGUAAGUCAAGUCGAACCAAUACAACAACUAAUGAAGCUCCAUGCAGCGAAACACCAAUAAAAUCAAGCGAAGAAGUGAUCCCUAUUGUAACUGGAGAGGAAAAGGCUGACCAGCAAACACAUCAAUUUGAAUUAGAAAACAAAUUACUGAAGAACGAAAUUUCCUCAUUAAACAAUGAAAUGAAUUCGCUAGUAAAACGAGUUAAAACUGCAGAAGAAGAAUCAAAAAAACUGCAAUCCCAGAUAAACCAAAAAAAUUACGAAAUAUCUAAAAUCGACCAAGCACUUCGAGAUUUAAGAUCUAAAGAGACCGACUUUAACGAAGCAUUAAACGCUAAAGACUCACAAUUAGCUGUUCUGAGAGUAAGGCUCGAAGAAAACGAUAAAGCAUUAAUGUCUAAAAAAGAAAUAAUCGAAGAACUGCAAGGCGAAAAGUCAAGAAUUUUACAAGACCAUACGUCCGUAUCAGGUGUUCAAUCUCAAGCUUUAGAAAGCGUGAAAGAUCGUUUAGAAGAGGUGCAAAGGACAACCGACCGUGAAAAGAAUGAAUUUCAGAAAAAAGAGAGAGAGUAUACUGAUUUAAUUGCUAAGCUAGAGGAUCAACAUCAGAGUAUCUCGGGAGCUUUAGCCACUGCUCAAAGGCGCCUUACAGAAGAACAAACUCAAAAAUCUGAUGCCGUCUCGCAAUUGAAAAAUUUUAAAGUCUCUUUAGAUAAUGCAAAAAGAGAAUUGACAGAAUACAAGGAAAAAGCUACUCGGAUUUUACAAUCCAAAGAGAGAUUGAUUGAGAGUUUAAAAUCUGGUGAUGGUGGUGAGUCGGAUAUUGCCGCCAGCGAGAUCCGUGAAUUAACAGAAGAGAAGGAGUUCUUAAGAGAGGAAUUACAACAUACAAGAGCUACAAUCGAAACCCUUCGAACCGAACUCCAGGAUACUGAAGUUCAAUUUGCAACAGACAUUGAAGAUGUAAACGAAAAUCUUAGCCACUGCCGAGAGGAAUUAGAGAGCGAAAAGCGCAAAUGCCGUGAAUUGGAGCAUGAGAGUUCUCGACAAAAACAGCAACUUGAUUUAGCCGGUGAGGAGUUAAUAAAGCAGAAAGCUUCUUUACAAACAAAACUAAAAGAAAAAGAGAAUGAGGUAGAAAAACUACGAUCGCAGCUUUUAUCUAGGCCAGCCCCAAAUUCAAAUGAGGCUGAAUUGGAGAACAGACUUCACGCAUUGACCGAAAGUCUAAUUCAUAAACAAACAAUGGUUGAGGCAUUGAGUACUGAAAAAAACUCGCUAUCACUGCAAUUUGAAAGACUUGAGUAUCAAUAUAAGGAAUUACAAGCUAGUAAUAUAAGAUCUCAUGCCACAAUAAAUAUUAUGGAAGACGAAGACGUUCGACAGAGGACACCAAUGUUUAUGAGAGAAUCUCCUGCCGAUGGAGACGUUACCCGAAGAGUUAAAAGAGCUGCUAAUAAUAUAGAUCGCUUUAGUAUAAGACUUGGUGUUUUCCUCAGGCGAUAUCCUAUAGCAAGGGUGUUUGUGAUUAUUUAUAUGAUACUACUACAUUUAUGGGUAAUGGUUGUCUUAUUAACCUAUCAGCCUGAAGUUCACGGUAAAGAAUUUAAUGGUAAAUUGCCUGCUGCUCAUCCACCUUCAGAUGGUUAA